AGCUCUACCCGAAGUCACUGAACCAGAAUCAGUUUUAGGGCGUCCGAUUGUCGCCGUCGCCGUCGUCGUGUAGAAGCUCCAGUUCGUCAGGCAAGGAUUCAUUUCUCUCUGUUCUUCCUUAAAUCACAUUUGUAUACCUUUAAUCUCUUGAGACAUGACUAAAUAUAUCUACAAAUCAAUCAUUUCUAACUCUCUCAUGAAGAAUUUGAACCAAUCUACUUUCUUCAGACAUCACAUUUCCUUUUCUAAUACAAACUUCUCCACAUCUGCAUCUUCGCCUUCUCGAUCUGUUAACCGCGUUAUCGCCGCAGAGUACUUGAAUACACAUCACAAUUUCCCCCCAGAGUUCAAAUCGAAGCUCUCAUCCAUUUACCGAUCAAUAGAUCCAGAUAAGUGCGACUCAAUCAUCUCAAUUUUUAAAAACAACGGAUUCUCCCAGACUGAUUUGGAGCGAAUCGUAUGCCGAAAACCUAGCAUUGUUGCUGCAAGCCCUAACAAAACAGUCGAGCCCAAAAUCAAGCUUUUCCUCGACUCCGGUUUCUCUCCCGCAGAAACAGCAGACCUAAUUGUUAUUGAUCCCGGGAUUUGGAGUCGCAGCACAGAUCAUCUUUCCUCCACAAUUGCCAAAUUGAAGGAAAUCUUUGACUAUGAUACCAGUAGAGUUCACAUGUUUCUGAAAAUUGGGCGAUUUCCCUCCACUUGUUUGGAGAAGUAUUUGAUACCCAACAUAAAAUUGUUACAGAGUUUUGGAAUUGAAACAGAGCAGAUUCAGCGAUACAUUCCGAAGAGCCCGAGACACUUUUGUUCAAGAACAGUGAAGAUGAUGGAACUUGUUAAGAAGGCGGAGGGAUUGGGUAUCAGUAGGAAUGGCAAAAUGCUUCUUCCAACAAUGAGAACUUUAAGUUCACUUUCUAAAGGUAGUUGGGAGAGAAAAUUGAGGGUUUUCAGAGGUUUAGGUUUUAAUGAAGAUGAAAUUGCUCAUAUGCUUAAGAGGAUGCCAUUGGUGAUUAGUGUUUCAGAAGGAAAGAUUAAGGAUAUUACAGAGUUUUUAGUUAGUAGUGGUGAAGCUAACGUUUCUACGAUUGCAAGAUACCCUUUUGUGUUGAUGUUCAGUUUGGAAAAGAGAUUGAAGCCUCGGUUUCAGGUGCUGCAAGCUUUGAAGAGUAAGCGUUUGAUCGAUGAGAAACAUACUUUGUUAACUGUUUGCAAGUUAACGGAUGCCUACUUUGUGAGUAAAUUUUGUGUUCUUCUUCCUCAAUCAGAAGAUGGAACUUUAUUGUGUUCUUAAUCUGGCAUAGUGUUGAAUAGAACUGAAUUUAACUGAGUAACUUUAUUGUGUUCUUUUGUU
This is a messenger RNA of Impatiens glandulifera, 1348 nucleotides long. RefSeq names its product transcription termination factor MTERF9, chloroplastic-like. Gene Ontology annotation, molecular function: double-stranded DNA binding. NCBI's taxonomy places the organism in Eukaryota, Viridiplantae, Streptophyta, Magnoliopsida, Ericales, Balsaminaceae. The record is from RefSeq and is a predicted model, not a curated record. The transcript has a single exon. Gene Ontology annotation, cellular component: chloroplast. Bases 155 to 1288 code for a protein of 377 amino acids. Gene Ontology annotation, biological process: regulation of DNA-templated transcription; chloroplast organization.